UGUGGCCGCCGAAGAGCUCUCCCAAUUGGGAACCGUUGCGUCGAUUGUGGACCAACUGGUGGUGAUUCAGUCGUUUCGGUUGAUGCCGGCGCUCGACUUGGACUCAGUGCUGUUCCUUCGGGACGGCCAGCCCUUGGGUCAGGUGUUUGACGUGUUUGGACCGGUGGUUGAGCCGCGAUAUGCGGUCCGCUUCGACACCGCGGAGGAGAUAACUGUGCGACAGAUAUCGGUGGGAACGCCGGUGUACUUCGCGACACAACGCCAGCAGCCGAUCACGAGCUAUGUCUUCGCGGAACAGUUGCGACAAAUGAAGGGAUCGGACGCCUCCUGGAAGCACAACAACGAACCGCCCGGAGAUGUGGUCGAGUACUCGGAUGACGAGGCCGAACAGAUGGACAGACAUCGACAGAGGGCUAAGAGAUCUCACCGACAGUCCAACACCGGGUCCACAGGUGUGGCCAAUCAGUACGGAUAUCUCGUGCCGCCAAACACUCCCAACAGUCCCUACACUCAACCCCCCGUUGAC
This is a messenger RNA of Oppiella nova, 526 nucleotides long. The record is from the annotation of a GenBank genome assembly. Lineage: Eukaryota; Metazoa; Arthropoda; Arachnida; Sarcoptiformes; Oppiidae.